Messenger RNA from Nicotiana tabacum (common tobacco), 445 nucleotides. The record is from RefSeq and is a predicted model, not a curated record. NCBI's taxonomy places the organism in Eukaryota, Viridiplantae, Streptophyta, Magnoliopsida, Solanales, Solanaceae.
ACUUGGUCUAUUUAGAAAUGGGUUUUCCCUUAGGCCCCCUCUGUCGUCUCUCUCACUUCAUGAACAGAGAGUUUUCAUUCUAUUCCCAGAAUAAUUUCAAUCAAAUCUUGGAGGAGUUCAUUCAAAGUCCGUCGAUUGAUGAUCAAGGUAGGCCAAUCCAACCAACCCAAGAGGAGCUCAUGGACAUGUGGAUUAAGGCGGUUGGUGGCGUGCAUAAGGGGAGAGUCUACGGCCUUGGAUCAGAGUUUAGUCUCAGUCAUCAUACUUCUGGAUUGUGUGGUUCUUAUUUUUCCUCACAUUGCUCUUUUGAUGUGGAUGAGUUUGAGCAAUUGAAUAGGAAGGUGGCUAUCACGCCCCAAACUCGGGGAGCACGACCGGCGCUCAACCGAGAGAACCCGGCCGAGCAAGCCUGUUAGAUUUUCUUCUACCCAAACUCAUCCAUGAA